UUUAAUCGAGUUCAUCGAUUAGAGUAUUAAAUUCCGUGGUACGACACUAUGGUAUAUAAUUGUAAUCGACAGUUCUUCCCAGUGAUUCAAAGAUCAUUCACUCAGUAUGAGGGUAAUUCGGGUUCUUACUGCGCUAUUUGCGAUCUUUCUGGCGGUUCAGGGAUCACCGAUAGGGAAAAUCAUCGGUGGAGAUAACGCAGAAGAGGGUGAAUUCCCGUGGCAAGUAUCCCUCAGGGAUAACGGUCGCCAUUUCUGCGGAGGUACUUUGAUAAGUAAUCAGCACGUUCUCACCGCGGCACACUGUCUCAUUUCGAGGAAUCUGACGAUCACCACCGUCAUAACUGGAACCAACAGCUUGGCAAGGGGUGGCGAAACCCACGCGGUUAAAACUAUAACUUACCAUUCAAAGUUCGUUGGUGGCAGCGAGUCUUACCGCUACGAUGUUGGCGUCAUUACGCUAGCUGCACCGUUAACCGUAUCGAAUGUUCAGAGACCGAUCGCUUUGGCCAGCGAGAAUACUCCGAUAGCGGUUGAUCUCGUAGUUUCAGGAUGGGGAAGAGCUCUUUAUCCGAGCGACACUCUACCAACGAUGCUCCAAAAGGUGCAUCUGACUGCCUUGGAUAUUAAAAGUUGCCAGCACUUCUGGCCCGAUAUGAGAAUUUAUAUGGACCAUCUCUGCGCGUUGAAAGAGUACGGCGCCGGGGUUUGUAAUGGUGACAGUGGUGGUCCUCUGGUGUACAAUAAUGAAGUGGUCGGUAUCGUUUCGUGGGGGAAUCCUUGCGCACGUGGUGUCCCUGACGUCUACACGAGGGUGUACAGUUACCUGAUUUGGAUCCGUGAAAUCCUCAAUAACACAGAAAGAAAGUUUGAUUUCAUCGAAAUCACUGAAUAAAUCAAAUAAAUGAAAUUUCGCAAUA
Athalia rosae (coleseed sawfly) is the source of this 917-nucleotide messenger RNA. Its product is annotated as chymotrypsin-1-like. Gene Ontology annotation, biological process: proteolysis. NCBI's taxonomy places the organism in Eukaryota, Metazoa, Arthropoda, Insecta, Hymenoptera, Athaliidae. The transcript is spliced from 5 exons. The coding region runs from base 107 to 892 and encodes 261 amino acids. The record is from RefSeq and is a predicted model, not a curated record. Gene Ontology annotation, molecular function: serine-type endopeptidase activity.